This is a messenger RNA of Ambispora gerdemannii, 204 nucleotides long. The record is from the annotation of a GenBank genome assembly. Lineage: Eukaryota; Fungi; Glomeromycota; Glomeromycetes; Archaeosporales; Ambisporaceae.
GAAAUGUCACCGCCAAUCGAAGGGACAAGGCGAUGUCUCAACAAGGUGAAUAUGUUAUCUUGUGGAAGACGCACAAAAAUCCGGCAUAUGUCACAGCAUACCCAUGGGCAAGGAAAUAACUUGCUUGAAUUCUUGGCAUUACGGUGCACCAACGCUGAUACACGCUCUUCCACAUGGUUAAAAAAAGUUGCUCUACAAGGUUAA